This is a messenger RNA of Protobothrops mucrosquamatus (brown spotted pit viper), 852 nucleotides long. RefSeq names its product vomeronasal type-2 receptor 26-like. Gene Ontology annotation, cellular component: membrane. The transcript has a single exon. Gene Ontology annotation, molecular function: G protein-coupled receptor activity. The record is from RefSeq and is a predicted model, not a curated record. Lineage: Eukaryota; Metazoa; Chordata; Lepidosauria; Squamata; Viperidae. Bases 1 to 852 code for a protein of 283 amino acids. Gene Ontology annotation, biological process: G protein-coupled receptor signaling pathway.
AUGAACCAUGUGCUGUGCAUUCCCAAGACCAUGAACUUUCUCUCCUAUGAGGAUAUACUCGGCUUUGUUUUAGUUUGUCUAGCUCUUUUCUUCUCUUUGAUCACAAUCCUUGUGUUGGCAGCCUUCAUCAAACACUGCAACACACCAAUCGUCAAGGCCAACAACCGCAAUCUCACCUACAUCCUCCUGGUCUCUCUCCUGCUCUGCUUCCUCUGCUCCUUCCUCUUCAUCGGGCAGCCAAGGAACCUUACCUGUCUCUUCCGACAAACUACUUUUGGCAUCAUCUUCUCCAUUGCCAUUUCAUCUGUGCUGGCAAAAACUCUGACUGUAGUUGUGGCCUUCAUGGCUACAAAGCCAGGAAACAGGACACGAAAACUCCUGGGAAAGCAACUGAUUGUAGUCUUGGCUUGUCCCCUUCUGCAAACAACUCUUUGUGCCUCCUGGCUGGCAAUCUCCCCCCCAUUUAUGAAUUUGGACUUUCAUUCUGUGAAGGGAGAAAUUGUGAUGGAAUGCAAUGAAGGUUCAACCACCAUGUUUUAUGCUGUCCUGGGCUACAUGGGUUUUCUGAGUCUCAUCAGCUUUAUAGUGGCUUUUUUAGCCAGGAAGCUGCCUGACAGCUUUAACGAAGCCAAGUUCAUUACUUUUAGCAUGCUGGUCUUUUGCAGUGUUUGGGUCUCCUUUCUCCCCACCUAUCUGAGCAUCAAAGGGAAGUCCAUGGUAGCUGUGGAGAUCUUCUCCAUCUUGGCCUCUGCAGCUGGUUUGCUGAGUUUCAUCUUCUUCCCCAAAUGCUACGUUAUAGUACUGAGGCCAGAUCUGAACGAUAGAAAUCACCUCAUGAGGAAAAUUAAGUAG